This is a messenger RNA of Dermacentor andersoni, 1004 nucleotides long. Lineage: Eukaryota; Metazoa; Arthropoda; Arachnida; Ixodida; Ixodidae. The record is from RefSeq and is a predicted model, not a curated record.
AUGGUACAAAGUCCAGAGAGUCACACAAGCAAAGUCAUUGCCGACGAUGCUGCAAUGACCCUGUACAUUGAAAGGCAUCCCACAUUCUCGCUCGAGGGUAGGUGUUCAGUUGAGCAGCGUAUCGUGCUUGAAGAUCUGACCUCAUUUGAAUUCUCAGAAACUUGGAACGUGUACUUCAUCAGGCAUCGCGAAAAAUCAGGUUUCCAUAACCAUGGCUUUUCGUUAUCUAUGGUUGGCGGUCUCCUGCACAGCUCUAUCGUCUGCUGUAGCGAGUAUCUUACCUGGAUCAGGGUGCGACUUCACUGGUAUAGACGUGGAAGGCGCUAUUGCGACACUCGUCGCCAAGCUUCCAGAUGACGUGGUGAUUGGCCCCGAAGAAUUUUAUCCGGCCUUUGCUGGUUUUGAAAUAAGCGCAUUCAAUGCGAGUGGAUUCCACAAGUUGAAACAGUAUGGACCUGCGAUCCCGUAUUGCGUCAACGGCACCCGCAAGGUGCAAGUAGAGUUCCUCAACGCAGGUGACGUCGUGCUGGCAAUGCCCUGGAGACACUGUUCUGGACUUCAAGGCACAUUUAGUCUACGUUCCACGCUAUCUCGUUUCACGAUGCAGUUACACAUUGGACUCGGUGAGAGAGAUAACGACAUCAAGCUUUCCUACCAUGGACCGGCCGUUCCUUUGACAACCGAGAAGAUCGAGAUCAACGUGGACGGCGCCGGGCCAAACGCAAAAGCAGUGGCCGGAAUCCUCGCCAUGGUGUUUCCCGGAGUAACUAAGGAGUUAUGGAAUGAGCAGUUUUUUUACCCACUAAGCCAAGCUUUUGAUCAAGCCUUUCAUUAGAUGUGUAUUUAGGAAUGAAGGCUGCAUGCUACUAUAAUUUCAUGAACUACAGCACGUACACUGUGACACUGCGGGAACACGCAGUGGCAUGGGUGAACAAAAUUGCACCCAAUUCUCAGCUUCGGGAGAACACUCAUGAAAUAAAGCACUGGAUGUUUCGCAAUUGUCA